This is a messenger RNA of Haliaeetus leucocephalus (bald eagle), 1719 nucleotides long. Its product is annotated as rap1 GTPase-GDP dissociation stimulator 1-like. NCBI's taxonomy places the organism in Eukaryota, Metazoa, Chordata, Aves, Accipitriformes, Accipitridae. Gene Ontology annotation, cellular component: cytosol. The record is from RefSeq and is a predicted model, not a curated record. Gene Ontology annotation, molecular function: protein binding; guanyl-nucleotide exchange factor activity. Gene Ontology annotation, biological process: positive regulation of GTPase activity.
AUGAAAAAGGAGAGAGUCUAUAUGACUUCUGUGGAGGCAAAAACUCUGAAUCAGCACCUGGAGUACCUUCAGCUCUGGGGAGAUGACACAGAAGCUGAAGAUCAGAUUCUUGAAAGUCUGAACGGGAUUCUCCUGGCUCUUACUGAAGAUAAGCAGAGAUCCUCCAGCCUAUUCAGAGACAGUGGGAUCUUCCUAACUUUGGCAAAAAUCCUGAAGGGCAAUCCACGAUGUGCAGUGAAAGCAGCCCAGGUGCUUUCAGAGAUAGCUAAGAAUGAGGAAAUGAAGAAACCAUGUAUUGAAGCAGAUUUGGUUCUAACUUUGAUACCUUUGCUGGAGAGCACAGACGAAGAAAUGUUGCUUCAUGCUGGGAGGGCUAUUGGCCGUAUCUGUUAUGAUAAUCGGGAUCUUCAGGAAGAGCUGGUGAAGGUAGGAAUAAUCACAUCACUAGUCCGAAUAUUAACCGAUUAUGCAGAGAGUGAACCACUUGUCCAUGUUGAUUUAUUAGCCUUAUGCAAUCUUGCAGACCUUGAUACAGCCAAGGAAGCUCUAAGCAAGACAAAUGUUGCUGAACAGCUGGUGAAACAACUGAGAAGAGCAGAGAACCAUGAGAGGCUAGAAAUUGUCCUUGAGGUCCUGCAAGCACUUGCAGAAAAUGAUGCUCUGAAAGUGCAGCUGGUGGAGGCAGGUGUGCAAGAGGUGCUGUCCGAGAUCCUGCUGAGGCUCCAGGCUAGUUCACAAGCUGAAGAUACAUGCAUUGUGAAGGCUGCAUCAGAUCUCAUUGUCUCUCUGCUUCUUGGAGAUAAGUACAUGCAGAAGUUGUUUGCUAAGGGAUGUAGCAUCAUCUCCCAGAAUGCUGCUAUUUGCAUCACAUCCAAACACAUGCAGCUACAGACAGGAGCAACGGCUAUUGCUAAUUUUACAAAAAAUGAUGGCAACUGUGUACGAAUGGUACAGCUGGGAGUCAUACAUCAGCUUCUGGAUCUUUUGGAGAAACACGUAGAGAGUGGGGACGUCUCUGUUCAACAUGCUGCACUCAGUGCACUUCGAAACCUUGCUAUUCCAGUUGUUAACAAGAUUCAAGUGCUGGAAGAAGGUGUGGCAGAACGGAUUCAGGCACUUCUAAGGUCAGAGAUGCCUCCUGUGCAGUUCAAACUUCUUGGAACACUACGCAAAUUAGCAGAUGGUCAAGCUGAUGCAGCCGAAAUCUUGGGCCAAGACCCCGUGCUGCUCAACAGACUUGUACAGUGGUGCAAUGCUAAUGACCACACUGGCGUCCGUGGAGAAGCAAAUCGGCUGCUAGCAUCGAUCUUGCAUCACAACAGAUCCCAAGAAGUGGUCAAAGCCAUCCAGGAGGCACAAGGAGUGAAGCAUCUGGUUUCCAUGACAACAAGCAAACAUGCUGCCAUGCAGAAUGAGGCUCUGAAUGCCUUGGCAAUAGCAUCUGCAAUCGAUUUAGAAACGCUUGAAGAAUCAUUUAAGGAAUCACAGCUAGUUCAAAGCUUACACAAACUUCUACAAGAUGAUAAUACCAGUCCUGAGGUGAUAUAUAAUUCAAUGGGUCUUUUGUGCAGUCUUCUUAAUUCAGGUGAUCUGAGACAAGAAAUAGAAGAGAAUAAGAUUAAAGAAACCAUCGAACAACUCUGUAGUCACAGCGAUGCAAAUGUGGUCAAGGAAGCUGUCACAACAUUACAGGUUUUGAGAGGAGAGACACCCCACUAG